AUGCGCACUUCAGCAUGGCUCCGCUCCCGGCCUGCCUCUCUGUCGACAAUAUUUCUGCUUUCGGGUUAUCUCGCUGGGCAGCUGGACCUCCUUUUCGCCUCCCUGCCAAGCCCACCUCGAAUACGCAAAGAGGCUUGCUGGUUGACGAGGGCGCACGCCUCCUCUAACACGUUUCCGGAGAAAACUCCGCUUUGCCCGACGCUGCCACGAGGUGGCCAUGCUGAGCGCACCGAGGGUCUGCUGUGUCCUAUGCCGGCAGUUGACCCAGUCGUAUGCGGCGCUGGCAUGGCUGGCCAGUGCAAAGCCUGGAGAAGAUCUGCCAGUUCAGUGACCAAGGUGUUCGGCGUUCGCCCAUCGGUCCAAUUUGACGUUCCGGAAGAAGCUCAGACCUUUGGUGUCGUCGAUCACCACGGACAGCGAACGGUCAUCAGAGCACCCGGUGCCAGAAUAUGUCCUAUCCAUACUCCCGUCAAAGUUUCGGAGUGCCUGUUCACCAUGGCAAUACGGGAUUCAGAGAGCGAGAUGGCGUCGCCUCCCGGCUUGCGGACGUUCAGAACCACAUCCUACGCCCACAGAAACCAUUACGAGGUCGAGAUGAUCAAAAAGCCCGGACUUGAACCGGAGACCUUCAUUAUUGUUGUAAGCGGGCGCCGGUUUCUUCGUCCUUGUCCGCGCGAGCGCAAGGUGGUGUGGGUUGAGGGUUGCAAAAAUUUGCAAACGGCUUUGGCAGGGUGGGUCGGGACGGGAGGUCCCUUGCGGUGGAGGUCGGAGCCGACCGCCGCCGACCGAAACGAAGGUAAAUGUCGACGCGGAAUGAGGAUAUGUUACCAGGGCGCCUUUCUUCCCUCAAUGUUGGAAACACCACUGGCUUCUGGACUUGGGUAUUAUGGUAUCGACUUGACUGAAAAGGACAAGUAA
Colletotrichum lupini is the source of this 918-nucleotide messenger RNA. RefSeq lists its product as uncharacterized. Lineage: Eukaryota; Fungi; Ascomycota; Sordariomycetes; Glomerellales; Glomerellaceae. The record is from RefSeq and is a predicted model, not a curated record. The transcript is spliced from 8 exons. Bases 1 to 918 code for a protein of 305 amino acids.